AUGUCUUCUGCAGCCCACGCCAACCCAGCAUUCUCCAAGAAGAACAAAGGUUCCGAAGGUAUCAACUCAAAGCUUCAGCUCGUUGUCAAGUCGGGCAAGUACACGCUCGGCUACAAGUCUGCAUUGAAGCAAUUGAGAUCUGGCAAGGCCAAGCUCGUCCUCAUCGCAGGCAACUGCCCACCUUUGCGCAAGUCUGAGCUCGAGUACUUUGCCAUGCUUUCAAAGACAGCUGUUCACCACUACUCGGGCUCAAACGUCGCCCUCGGUACCGCUGCUGGUAAGCUUUUCCGCGUCGGUGUCCUCACCAUCCAAGACCAAGGUGACUCUGACAUUCUCUCAUCAUUCGAAUAA
Wallemia ichthyophaga EXF-994 is the source of this 351-nucleotide messenger RNA. RefSeq names its product 60S ribosomal protein L30-1. The transcript has 3 exons. Gene Ontology annotation, cellular component: cytosolic large ribosomal subunit. Lineage: Eukaryota; Fungi; Basidiomycota; Wallemiomycetes; Wallemiales; Wallemiaceae. Bases 1 to 351 code for a protein of 116 amino acids. The record is from RefSeq and is a predicted model, not a curated record. Gene Ontology annotation, molecular function: RNA binding; structural constituent of ribosome.